ACUCUAGACGGUGUGUUCUAGUGGUUGCCUAAGGAGAGAGUGAAAAUCAAAACAGGCAGAUCCAUUCCCUGUUCCCAGUUCCUUAAACUGGAGGUUGCAGCCAUUCCAUCCUGGAGACAUAGUGGAGUCUUCUGGAUGAGCCAACUCUUCACAAAUUUGUCUUAUUGCAUUUUAAGAAAGUUUCUAUGUUUGGUGAUUGUUUACACUGUGCAUUUUGCAUAGAAUCAUUAUUUGAAAAAGAUAUGGUUAAAUCUGCUGCCUGAUAAUUUCACUGCAGUAUCCAUGACACAAGGAAUGAGUGAAUAAUCACUCUGGUAGUACUUUUCACUUUUAGUUUUGAAUUCCUUGUCUUUUUUAUUGCAGUCAAGAGGAGUCCAAAGCUUCUCUCUGCUUGUAUGACUGAAUAUUGCUAUUAAAUAUUAUUGCUAAUAAUAUUAUAGAAUUUGCUCUGGCAACAGAAUGUAAGAGCUCAAGAUCCUGCUGUUAAAGGUCCUGUCAAGAUCCUUGCAACUUAUUUUAAUGUUGAUCAUCCUGGAUGAUCCAUCAUGGUUUACUGACCUCUUUUCCUGCUAAUUUAUGUAGAUGUUGAACAACAUAGCUUUUCAAGGAGCUCUCCCCAUGGCCAUCCCCCAUUCUGAAAACUGCUCCUAUCUGACCUCUCUGCUUUUCUUGUGCCAGCUUAGUAUGGAAAGCAUUUGAUGGUCUAUUUGAAAGGUCUUUGAAAAUCUGUGUGCAGUAGAUGAACUGAGCUGCCUGUUUCCUCCUGUUCACUGGCUCUGUAACAGUGUCCAGUUUGUGACUGUCACUGCUGCAGAUGUAGCUCUUCCAAAGAGGUCAUCUCACUCUGAAGAAUCUAUUUCAUGUCCUGAAAUUACUUUUUUUUUUCCUGAACUUCACCUUAGAGUGUGCAGAGACCCAUGUGGAGCAGUCACUGAUAUCCUGAAGGGUAUCUCUGAGAAUGUGGGGAUGAUGAGUUGGUGCUGAGAGGCAGGGAAUGACAAGCAACUGGGAUGGAGGGAUCAGGAGCUACUCACCUCAGAAACUGUGUGUGUGUGUAUGAGGCAAAAAUAAAGAUAAGGAGCAUCUACCAAGAAUGGGUCAAGAAUGAAGAGUAUCAAACCAUCUGUUCACUGAGCUCAGGGUGUUUGUUUCUCAGCUGCCAAGGCCUUACACCACGUGUUGGGUUUUAGAGAGGCUUUGGAGACUCACAACAUCCCUGUUAGUAUGGGACAUUAAGUAUUGUGUUUGGGGUUCUUAAAUACAAGAGGGAAGGUCUGAGAUAGACAUUAGAGAAAGGCAUAGGAUGGCAAAGCACUGGCAUGAGUUUCUAACUCAUAUUUUAGUUUUCUAGUUACUGAAUCUCUACAGCUCUCCCUGGACAAACCAUAUCAGGAAGGACAUGGAUAUAGUUGAAUCUGAAUUAGAAGAACAGCUUUUGCCCAUCCCCUACUAUUGUGUGAUUUUAUUGAUGCAGUAGUUCUUAAGUUUGAAGCAAUUUGGCCAGUUUUUACCUUCCCCAUCUUCUUUUUUUAUGUGCUCUGGCCUCCCUGCCCCCAGAUUCUGGAGGAUGAUAUUUGGGCACUCUGCCCCUUGAGUGGAGGGCAGGGAGUGUUUGCUCAGUCCCUAUUGCUGUGUACCUGUGCCUUUAUUUUCACAACAUGUCUUCACUGACAUGUAUCUCGCAUUGCUCGUCUGAGAGGGUCAUUCCUCUCUCUCUGCUAUUUGCCUUUUCACUGUUUUUAAAAAAUUAUUAUUGUUUUAAACUUCUCUCAGCUCAAGGGCUUCCUGCCUUUUACUCUUGCAAUCAUUCCCCAGCUCCUCGAGAGAUGGGCACCUGGCUGGGUGGUGCUUAGUUGCCCCCUGGGGUUAAACCACAGCAGUCCUUUCUUGGCCCCCACCAUGGGGCUGGAAGGGUUGGGGCAGUAAUGGACAGAGCAAGUCAGGGGGAUUUGUGUCUGUUAGCAGCUGCAGGUCACAGUGCUGCUUCCCAAGAUCAGUCCACCUGACCCACAGCACACUCUUUUUGUGCUGUACCUGUUAGAGGCUGGUGUUGGUUCCUGCUGUUUGCUGGCCCUGCAGAGAUUAGUAGUGUUUGACCAAGGGAUCUGUUAUUCAAACGCUGACCUUGAGCCUCAGCUGGCACUUGGGGUCUGCACUGAGGACAUCACUGUCCUUCAGCUUCCAUCUCAUGGAGACAACUAACAAUUUUUCACCUCCCUCCAAGAGGCGUUUUUGGAGAAAACAGAAUGGCCAAGGCAUCACAACCCUCACAGGCAAGACUUUCUUCCUAAUAUCCCCUCCAACACUGCCCUCUGUCAAUGUGAAGCCAUUCCCCCUUGUCCUGUCACUCUAGGCCCUUGUCAGAGGUCCUCUCCAGUGUUCCCAGGUCAGAGCCAGUCCCUUUGUUCCCUGUAUCAUGGAAUGCUGUGUAGCAGCAGCCAUUUGGUUGUUUCUGUUCUCUCAAUGGCCACUUGAUCCCUUCUCUGCAGGUACAUUGGAAAAGUCCUUGUUUGUGUUUCUCCCAAUCUCCCCACUUCUCUGCUUCCCACUGUGUUCCCUUUGCUGAACUGAUGGCUGGCUGCUGCUUUCUUCUCACUUCCCUUGCUCCCCAUUCCUUCACAGAGCUUUGCUCCUGCCUGCACAGCUCUUCCUGAUGCCCAGCUGCCUGCACAGUCUCUGUUGGGCUCAGAGGAGGGCAGGGAAGUUGGGAUGUGCAGCAGGAAGAUCAGGAGUUGUGUGGCUGGUCCAUCCUGUGGAAAACCCUCCUGUAGGCCAAAGGAAAGGAGCCCACGUGGCUCUGGCUGUAGCUACAGGAAAGCCCCAGGUGCAGGAGAAGAAGUUGCCCUGUACUGUGCCAAGUACCUCCCUGAGAUCAUCAAAGACCAGAAGGCCUACAAGGAAGGCAAAUUGCAAAAGGCCCUGGAAGAUGCAUUCUUGGCCAUUGAUGCCAAGCUCACCACAGAGGAGGUGAUUAAGGAGCUCUCUCAAAUGGCUGGGCGGCCACAGGACGAUGAAGAUGAGAAGGAGAAAGUUGCUGAUGAAGAUGAUGUGGAUAAUGAGGAAGCUGCUCUUCUGCACGAAGAAGCCACAAUGACCAUCGAGGAGCUUCUCACACGUUAUGGACAAAACUGCACCAAGAACCUCAAAGCCAAGUCUGUAGCUGCAGCUGGGGAUAACGCUGUGGAGGGGACAGGCAAGCAGCAUGAUGGGGAGUCAAAUAUGAAUGGAGAGGCUGACCCAGGGGAGCUUCCCGACCACAAGGAGAGGAAGAACGGGAAGCCAGACGAAGAAAUCACGGGUAUUUCCUCCACCUCAGACAAAGCCAGCGCUGGAGGCAACAGCCCUGCUCUGCAGAAGCCUGAACUAGGCAAAGGUGACGAGGCCGUCACCUCUUCUACUGGGGAGGCCGGGCCCUCCUGCUCCUCUACGGGAAAGCCCCAGCGCACAACCAAAUCCAAAUUUUUUGAGGACAGUGAGGAUGAGUCAGAUGAGGUUGAGGAAGAGGAGGAAGACAGUGAGGAAUGUAGCGAGGACGAGGACGGUUACAGCAGUGAAGAGGCAGAGAAUGAAGAUGAUGAAGAUGACACUGAAGAAGCAGAGGAGGAUGAGGAUGAAGAGGAGGAAAUGUUGUUACCGGGCAUGGAGGGGAAAGAGGAGCCUGGCUCAGACAGCGGGACCACGGCUGUGGUGGCGCUCAUCCGGGGCAAGCAGCUGAUCGUGGCCAACGCCGGGGACUCGCGCUGCGUCGUGUCGGAGGGCGGCAAGGCCGUCGACAUGUCCUACGACCACAAGCCAGAGGAUGAGGUGGAGCUGGCCAGGAUAAAGAAUGCUGGUGGCAAGGUCACCAUGGACGGAAGGGUGAACGGCGGCCUCAACCUCUCCAGGGCCAUCGGGGAUCACUUCUACAAGCGGAACAAGAACCUCCCUCCAGAAGAGCAGAUGAUCUCUGCCUUGCCUGACAUCAAAGUGCUGACAAUAAACGAUGACCACGACUUCAUGGUCAUUGCCUGUGAUGGAAUCUGGAAUGUGAUGAGCAGCCAGGAAGUGGUGGAUUUCAUCCAGUCGAAGAUCACCCAGAAGGAUGAGAAUGGAGUGCUGCGGCCACUCUCCUCCAUCGUAGAAGAGCUGUUGGAUCAGUGCUUGGCUCCAGACACCUCAGGGGACGGCACCGGCUGCGAUAACAUGACCUGCAUCAUUAUCAGCUUCAAACCCCGUAACACACACUCACCUGCUGAGAGUGGGAAGCGGAAAAUGGGGGAGGCAGCGGCACCAGCAGAGGAGAACGGUGGGGACAGCACCAAGAAGGCCAAACUGGAGUAGCAGGGCCCACCUGGGGACUGGGCUGUGCUCACCAGACUCUCGUUUCUUACCCAUGCUGAACUCAAGACUGCAGGUCUUGUCCUUUUUUUAGCCUUAGCAGAGGCCUUGUUUGUCCGUGUCCUGGUCGGGGGGUGGGGCGGGUCUGGUUAGCAAGGGCAUGUCGCACUGUUCAUCCGUAACCAUUCCAAAGAGGGAGCCGGGAUGAGCCGCGCCCGGGAGCGCUGCACCGCAGUCUGCUGAGGAGGAGGAGGAGGAUGUCCCCCCAUUGUCUCCAUGUGGUUGUUGCCAUUUCUGUGCCUGUGAAUUUCUGUUUGGAGGGAAGAACUUUUUCACUGUUGAGGUUUUUUUAAUCUGCACCCGAUUAUUUAAGGCCCUUUCUGGUUUUUUUUGUGAAACAAUCUGGCGGUGGUGCUGCAGCCACGCCGUGUUCAGUUGUACACUUUCAAUCAAUACUUUUUUCAAACUAAAAGACCAGAAAAUA
Onychostruthus taczanowskii (white-rumped snowfinch) is the source of this 4801-nucleotide messenger RNA. It is a transcript of the gene PPM1G, whose product is annotated as protein phosphatase, Mg2+/Mn2+ dependent 1G. The record is from RefSeq and is a predicted model, not a curated record. Gene Ontology annotation, molecular function: cation binding; protein serine/threonine phosphatase activity. Bases 2710 to 4320 code for a protein of 536 amino acids. Gene Ontology annotation, cellular component: nucleoplasm. Gene Ontology annotation, biological process: protein dephosphorylation. The transcript is spliced from 9 exons. Lineage: Eukaryota; Metazoa; Chordata; Aves; Passeriformes; Passeridae.